CUUGGAACCGAAGCCGAACUCCACCUCCCAGUUCACCUCUAUACCUCUCUCCCCGCUGCAGCUCGUCCGCCACCAAAUCUCUCUCCGUUCUCCUCCGCCCCACGAACCCCCAGCCGAGCCGGCGGCCGCGAUGGAGUGCGUCAUCGGCGUGGUCGGCCGCGACUUCGCGGUGGUGGCGGCGGACACGUCCGCCGUGCAGAGCAUCCUCGUGCACAAGACGGACGAGGACAAGAUCAUGGUCCUCGACUCCCACAAGCUCAUGGGCGCCUCCGGGGAGCCCGGCGACCGCGUGCAGUUCACCGAGUUCAUCCAGAAGAACCUCCACCUCCACCAGUUCCGCAACAACGUGUCGCUCAGCACCGCCGCCACCGCCAACUUCACCCGCGGCGAGCUCGCCACCGCCCUGCGCAAGAAUCCCUACUCUGUAAACAUCAUACUUGCAGGGUUUGAUGAAGAUGUUGGUGCAUCCAUGUACUAUAUCGACUACAUCGCAACACUACACAAAAUUGACAAGGGUGCAUUUGGCUACGGUUCGUACUUCUGUCUGUCACUGAUGGACAAGUUUUACCGCCCUGACAUGACCGUCGAGGAGGCGGUAGACCUUGUUGACAAGUGCAUCAAGGAGAUCAGACUCCGAUUGGUCGUUGCACCCCAGAAUUUCGCGAUCAAGAUCGUGGACAGGGAUGGUGCCAGGGACUACGCGAGGCGUGAAAUUGUAGGCGACAUUCCUCCAGCUGAAGCUGCAGCCGCAGCAGUGAACGCCUGAGGUGAUUGCCCCUGUCGGUGAUCAUUUGGAUGGAGGCUGAACCUUCCUGAUAAUUGUUUCCGCGUACUGUCACAAUGUAAUCGCAAUACGUUUGGAUUUGAGAACUGUGUUGCAAAUUCUCUCAGACAAUGACUAGUCUGUUUAUGCCCAUUACUGCAUCGUUA
This is a messenger RNA of Lolium rigidum, 930 nucleotides long. RefSeq names its product proteasome subunit beta type-2-like. Gene Ontology annotation, biological process: proteasomal protein catabolic process. Gene Ontology annotation, molecular function: peptidase activity. The record is from RefSeq and is a predicted model, not a curated record. The transcript has 3 exons. Bases 131 to 766 code for a protein of 211 amino acids. Gene Ontology annotation, cellular component: cytosol; proteasome core complex; nucleus. Lineage: Eukaryota; Viridiplantae; Streptophyta; Magnoliopsida; Poales; Poaceae.